AUGGAUAGAAAUAUGAGAUCAAGUUAUGUAAGCAGUGGUACUAGAUCUUUGCCACACAUGAGUGGUGGAAAACGGCAAAAUUCCAAUGGUCACAAUGGAGCGAGACUAAGCCCACCUGCUCAGCACCCAACUGGGCCUUUGCACAACAAUAACAACAAUCAUGAUGAUCUCAUUAAUUAUAUUUAUGAAUCUUGGAAUAAGGUCACACGAGAAUUAGAACGCGGUAGUGACGACGCCAAAUAUUACCAAGAAGUUUUGGCGCCACGACAGUUGGCGAAUUUCAGACCCUUUAAUCUUGAAGAAUGGUGGGGACGUCGGCUUGUUCAGACUCUUAAUCGCAAUAAGCACCGAUCUUAG
Messenger RNA from Parnassius apollo (apollo), 357 nucleotides. The record is from the annotation of a GenBank genome assembly. NCBI's taxonomy places the organism in Eukaryota, Metazoa, Arthropoda, Insecta, Lepidoptera, Papilionidae.